This is a messenger RNA of Brenthis ino (lesser marbled fritillary), 429 nucleotides long. The record is from the annotation of a GenBank genome assembly. NCBI's taxonomy places the organism in Eukaryota, Metazoa, Arthropoda, Insecta, Lepidoptera, Nymphalidae.
AUGGUGUACGGUAUAUCCGUCGGCUAUCAUUACGCUCAAAAGGAACUCACGUCUUUUGCAAUGUCAUCAAGAUCGACCACGGAAUCCACGGUGGUCGGCCGAAGAUCAGGACAAGACAGUCAGCCUGUUGUACGACUAGUCGCCGUCAACCGAUCAGAAGUAGAACACGCGCCUGCGCCUAUACUUGAAAUAUAUGAAACCAAAAAACCUGGACAACAAGUUUUUCUAGAAAAAACAGAAACCCCAAUCAUUGUUCUCGAAACAGAAAGACCACCACGAGAACCAGAGCUAUCUCCACAUGAACGAGAUAUUUCACGAAGACUAAUUGGCAGAUUUCGUCGCUCAAAAAACAUUACAUCUACAAGCAUUCCCUUCCUAAGGCCACUAAAUAGUACAGAACCACCAAUAUUAUUAAGUGCCAAUGCGGCU